This is a messenger RNA of Paraphaeosphaeria sporulosa, 1227 nucleotides long. RefSeq names its product serum paraoxonase/arylesterase-like protein. The record is from RefSeq and is a predicted model, not a curated record. Lineage: Eukaryota; Fungi; Ascomycota; Dothideomycetes; Pleosporales; Didymosphaeriaceae. Bases 1 to 1227 code for a protein of 408 amino acids. The transcript has 5 exons.
AUGGCUCGCGGGGGGUUCAUCUUCGGAUCUCUGUUUGCAGUAUUCGGCGCGGUGUUCUGGCAACUUAUGCUGAGAGACCUUUUGUACGUCACGCUCGGUGUUGGCCGAGUAAUACAAAGCGUCGAUGAGUUUCCAUACAAAUGUCGAAAGAUUACAGACAAGAGGUUGUCAGGUUGUGAAGAUUUAUGGCUGGACGAUCAGCAGAGCAUCUUGUACGCUGCAUGUGCGAGCACCGAAGGUCGACUUGCAUGGAACGAAGCUGUGAUGAAGCUCAAUGUUUCUGCGAGAAGGAAAGGUGGUACUGAGGUCCUUGCUCUUUCAAUCGACAAGAGCUUGCCCGAUGGCUCUUUCUCCUACCGUGCACUCCAGCUCGACAACUUCCUCUCCCCAACGGGCGAUUCCUCAGUCGAUAUCCUAGGCUUCGAUGUCGAAAUCAUCGACAAACAUACGGUUCAUUUCUACCUCACUAACCAACGUCCACCGGUGGAUGCUCAGGGUAAACAUAUCGAUGCAACGAAGCUCGGUGCGAAUGCUACGAUUGAAGUUUUUGAGCACAGAAGAGGAGCCAAGAGUAUGAAGCAUUUGAGGACUGUGUGGGACCCUGAAACUAUGUAUACGCCAAACAACGUUGCUGCUGUGGGAAAUGGUGCGUUUGUGGUGACGAAUGAUCACUCGAAGUCUUUUGGGUUGCGCAAAAGUUUCGACAACUACAUUGGCGGCGGUGGUGUCACUUACUGUUCACCUACCUCGACAUGUUUUCCUAUCACGCCACCUCGAACCUUCAGAAUGCCGAAUGGACUAGCCCGCGGCGCAGAUGGACUCAUUUACGUUCCGUCCACCAUCACCGGCACUAUCUCCGUGUUUUCUCUCGCAUCAUCUGCUGAAUCCGCGAGUAUCCCUCCUGCAUUCACAUUGGUUGACACUAUUCAUGUCGGAAUGCCGCUUGAUAAUCUGGCACUGGAUGCGAGUGGCGAUCUGUGGAUUCCUGGGUUUCCUAACGGCGCACAGGUGAUGAAAUGGACAGAGGAUCCGGUGGGAAACAAGUCGCCAGCGACAGUAUGGAGAAUUAAAAAGGUGGAAGGUGUAUAUGAGUUGGAGAAGGUGCUUGAGGAUCGCGAAGCUGCGGUUCUUAAUGGUAUUACCACUGUGAGGCACGAUGCGAAGACUGGGAGGUUGUUCAUGGGAGCUGUCUUCAAUGAAUUCGUGGUAUGCGAUCCUAUCGCGUAA